Guyanagaster necrorhizus is the source of this 1377-nucleotide messenger RNA. RefSeq lists its product as uncharacterized. The transcript is spliced from 11 exons. The record is from RefSeq and is a predicted model, not a curated record. Lineage: Eukaryota; Fungi; Basidiomycota; Agaricomycetes; Agaricales; Physalacriaceae. The coding region runs from base 352 to 1341 and encodes 329 amino acids.
CACGCGUCUAGAAGAAGCCAAUAGGGAUUUCGCUUUUAAUGCUGUAUAUCAUCAACAGGUAUACAAGCCGUACGACGCUUAGUUUAUAUGACAGCGACCUCUCUCUCAGAGCCAGUUUUGGUUCGUCAGAGUUCACCACAGUUAUAUCUCGUCGACAUCUUCGAGUGCUUAAACUUGUCACCGAAUUCCGAGCCAACUUGGUACCUAGCGGUAUCAAACUUCCUCUCCCGGACGCGUUCUGAUUGGUUGGUACUGUUCUCAGCGUGUCGCUAAAACCACCUUGGUAUCUGCGUGGAACUGCUUAGCAAGCGCGGGUUCGAUAAGAAGCACGUCCGUCAGCGUUCACUAUCGAUGGCGUUCCGUUCUACGGUCUUGGUAGUCAUCUUGACUCUCUGUUCUGCGUCAGUUCAAGCACAGACGUAUAGUGCGACGUACCUUCCCGAUAACGUUCCAGCGACAACCGAAGAAGGGCAGGAAGGAACAAAUCAAUGCGGAACGUCCUCAAACCAAACAUCGCUGUGCCAAAAUGUAUAUGUCAAUUCCGUAACUGACUGGUGUGUUUUCGGACCUCCGGAGGCAGGGCCGGCAUCUACGAUCGGCAAUACUGAGCGCAUCGUAAUUUCAUGGUGCAUCAAGGACGGCUACAGUACGCGUCUGAUACCAGAAGGAACUAUUACAGGAGCGCACUUCGUGAAGACACCCGACUUUGUGCAAGUUACAGGUGUUGGUGACCUUACGAAAUUGAACGUCCCAGAAGGUGAUGCUGGCGGGGAGUUGGAUCCUCAUGGUGCGGAUGGAAAUGGCAACCCCGUCGGGGGUCUCGUGUUUUCUAGUGCGUUUGGUGAACUUCAACAGAUGCAUGAAUGGACGAACUUCAUAUCCUCCGAGAUGUUCUGCAUUCGUGCAUGUGUACCGGGCGACAUGGCUCCUACGUGGUGCCAGCACAUCUACGACGUUCUCGGGUGUCAAUGGAACAUGCCUGCAAACUACUCCGCAGGUACCUUUGAAGACUGUGAAGGGGAUAGUGGAGAGCCGAUGGGGGUAUAUGGAACUUCUACAUUCUUCCAGGGCGAGCCGGUGACUCCGCCGGCACAUGUUGCUCCAUCUUCUUCUUUGUGUACUGCUGUGAACACAAUUAGCGUCGCCUUGGCAACGAGUUCUGCUAGUAUUACUGGUAGUAGCUCUGAGACAGGUGGACGCUCGAGUUCCACAGGCACAAGUGCAGGGAUGCCAACAGCGAAUAGCGCGGUUGUUCAUGGGAAGAUAAUUGAGGGAUGGGGACCGCUUAUCCUUUCAAUGUUUCUCCUGCUUUUGAGUAGCUUAUAUGUAUACAACCUGUGAAACUGAUGAAAUGGACUACGUAUACCGACAGUUUCC